AUGGGGCAUCAAGAGGAUCCCUCCUCGUUCCGAGUAACAACUCGGAUCUCCAACGUAGUUGGCGUUGGGAGUUCAUCCUCAUUCGGAACACCGAUGUCCAUCUCGCAGCUGCACCGCAUUGUGGCUUCUUCCUCGAGCACAGCCACAACUCCCAUCCCCAACAUGGGUAGCCCAACCCUGCCACUAAAGAAGUUUCAUCUCUUCCCCGAUCUCCCUUCAGAACUUCGCCAAAAGAUCUUCGCAUACGCCAUCCCCAUCCCACCCAUACUCUGCGUCCAAGUCACCAACUCAAUUGCAGACCCCGAGCUUGAGAUCGUCUCCUUCAAGUUCCGAGUCUUAGAACCGAAGAACAUCUACAGAGGUCCUUUCCGCAAGGUCACCUAUUACAACGCCUUGCUCUCUGUCUGUAAGGAAGCUAAGGAUACCUACAAGAGAAUUUGCUAUGCUGCUUUGCCGGGUCGAAAGAGAAGAUUGAUAAGAUACAAUCCGGACGAGACUACCGUCUAUAUUACAAACCUUAUUACGGCUUUUGUGGUGGAUGAUGAGCUCGCGUCUGGAAUUUGUGAAGGGUGGAAGACACAGCAGUGGUUUAAAGAGAUUAAGAGAAUCGGUGUUCCUAGUACUGAUUGUCUUCGUUACAAGGGUAUGACUGAUAUCAAGGUUCUCGGGCGCAUACUUGAGAAGUUUGAGGCCUUGGAGGAGUGGACGGGUUUUUACUACCAUUGGGGCAGCCCCUUGCUCUCCUUCCGCUGGGAUUAUCGGGACUGGACUGAGCGAGAUUGGAUCGAGUGCAAAGACAAUGAGUUUGAUAUGCUUCGGGAACAGCUGGAGGAAUAUUGGCGCCAUUGCCGGAAGGACUAUAAACCUCCAAGAAUUUUAGCGAAGGGGGAAUAG
Molecule: messenger RNA, 894 nt
Organism: Hyaloscypha bicolor E
Lineage: Eukaryota; Fungi; Ascomycota; Leotiomycetes; Helotiales; Hyaloscyphaceae
Exons: 1
Coding region: 1-894 (297 amino acids)
Source: RefSeq, a predicted model, not a curated record